CCCUUCCCGUCCGCUCCCCCAUCUCCGAAUCGCAUCGAUCUCUCGUCUCCUCGUCGCUGUCUCCACCUCCUUCAGGCUUCAGCUCCGCCUCGCCUAGGGUUUCGACUUUCGAUUCGCAUCUCGCCUCGCCGCCGGCGCCAUGGACGACCCCUACAUCGACGAGGACGGCGAGCCGCUCAUGGACCCCUACGACCGCGACCCCUCGCCGGAGCCCCAGCAGCAGCCGCCCUUCGACGACCUCGAGGACGACCUCGGCGACGACGGCGCCGACUGGAACCGCGGCCGCUCCCCGACCCCCGUGCACGGGGACGACGGGGCGGGGUCCUCCUCCAAGCCCCGCAAGCGUCUCCUCAAGAAGGGCGGGGGCGGCGGGGACCAUGGGAUGCCCGGCGACGGGCUGGACGACUGGAGCGAGGAGGCGGCGGGGUUGGCGGAUGACGACGUCGACCCCGAGGCGGAUGCCACGAAGAAGAGGAAGGGGUCGUCGGCUUUGAGGGACCUUGCGAGGGGCGGCGGGAAGGAGAAGAAGGAGAAGAAGAGGAGGAAGGAGGACGGGAGGGAGAGGGAGAGCAGGGGAAUGGGGAUGGGAAGGGAGAAGAGGGGCGGUUCUGGAGGGAAGGGAUUCAGCGGCGGCGGGCAUGGGGAGCAGGAUGAAGGGGAGAGGGAGAUCCAGGAGCUCUGGGAUACCAUAGCUGGCGGUGACUCUGAGGAUGAUCAAGAAGGUGUUAGAACCGUCGAUGAUGAUAACUUCAUUGACGAUACUGGGGUUGAUCCAGCUGACCGUUAUGGCAGUGAUAAUGAUGGCCACUCACCUCGGCAUUAUCCACAGGCAGAGGAAGCGGAAGAGGAUGAUGAGCUUGAUCGGCUCUUUAAGGGUGGGAAGAAGAAGAAGAAGAAGAAUGAACGGCCUCGUGCUGAUAUUGGUCUUAUAGUGGAACAAUUCAUUGCUGAGUUUGAAGUGGCAGCAGAAGAAGAUGCGAACUUAAAUAGGCAAUCAAAACCAGCCAUUAAUAAACUUAUGAAGCUUCCACUACUCAUAGAUGUGCUCUCAAAGAAGAAUCUCCAGCAGGAAUUCCUUGAUCAUGGAGUUCUCACUCUUCUAAAAAAUUGGCUUGAACCUUUGCCUGAUGGUAGCUUGCCAAAUAUGAAUAUCCGAACAGCCGUUCUGAAAUUAUUGACUGAUUUUCCCAUUGAUUUGGAGCAAUAUGAUAGAAGGGAGCAGCUUAAGAAAAGUGGUCUGGGGAAGGUCAUUAUGUUUUUGUCAAAAUCUGAUGAGGAGACUACUUCUAACAGAAAGCUGGCCAAGGAACUUGUUGAUAAAUGGAGUCGACCAAUAUUCAACAAAAGCACAAGAUUUGAGGAUAUGAGGAGAUAUGAUGAUGAAAGAGCUCCUUACAGGCGACCGCAAAUGAAGAAGCCUUCAUCAAGUAGUUCUGGAAUGGAAUCCAGGGACGAUGAUCUUGAUGCCGACUUCUCUCAGCGCAAGUCUGGGCAAAGUGGUGCCAGGCAGCAUGCUUCUAGGCCAGAAGCAUCCCCUCUGGACUUUGUUAUCCGCCCGCAGUCUAAGAUUGAUCCUGAACAAAUUAGGGCUCGUGCUAAGCAGGUUGUCCAAGACCAGCGCCGGUUAAAGAUGAACAAGAAACUACAGCAGUUGAAAGCACCAAAGAAGAAAAACCUUCAGGCGUCAAAACUCAGUGUUGAAGGGCGUGGAAUGAUCAAGUACUUGUAAACUAUCCACCUCGAAGCCCUUGCACGGUUGUGUCCAUAAUGCCCUUGCAAAGCAAUGUAUGCAUUGGGCCGCGGAGGCAGCAUAAAGCACACUACCACUAUCGGGGAGCAAAUGGUUUAUUGGAUAAUUUUGGAUUGUUGAGCCAAAGAUCUUUCCAUUCUGGUAGGUAGGGUCCUAUAUGCGAGCUUAAGAGACACGAUCAUUCGGCAACUAUUGAUAACAAAGGUUUAUACUAUUUUUGGUCAUGAUGCAUAUAUCGUGUUUAAAGAAGAAUGAUGGUGUCUUUACUGUAUACAUGGCUAUCAUGCUUCACAGCGAAAUCUGAUCGGGAUGCAACUUUGUAUUGGACUGAAGUUACUCACCUCUGUACUAAAGAACAGGCAGCCUUGCUCUGUAAUAAAAACAUAUUGUGACAA
Molecule: messenger RNA, 2145 nt
Organism: Oryza brachyantha (malo sina)
Lineage: Eukaryota; Viridiplantae; Streptophyta; Magnoliopsida; Poales; Poaceae
Product: protein IWS1 homolog 1
Exons: 11
Coding region: 140-1729 (529 amino acids)
Biological process (GO): brassinosteroid mediated signaling pathway; regulation of DNA-templated transcription elongation
Source: RefSeq, a predicted model, not a curated record